Molecule: messenger RNA, 1871 nt
Organism: Marchantia polymorpha subsp. ruderalis
Lineage: Eukaryota; Viridiplantae; Streptophyta; Marchantiopsida; Marchantiales; Marchantiaceae
Source: the annotation of a GenBank genome assembly
GAGAGUACGCACGGGAAGAGGUGGAGGCGAGUAAUUCCCGAGGAUUGGUAAAAGUCACACACCAUUCUCCAGCUAGAGCUAGUGGCAUCUGCCAGUAGCACUCGUUAUAGGUGCCCCUCUCAUUUACAAUUGAAGCUCCUUCGAGAAGAAUAAGAUUGCCCGAUGGCUUCGAUGCAAGAGCUGUAUGCUGCUUUCUUCAGUCGUUCCAGUGAUCUUAUCCCUUCAGAUGUGAAAGAGCUUGACGGGAAUUUGUGGAGAAAUCUGCCUGAAUAUGUCACGGACAGUUUGAUCAAACGACUUUCGUUCUGCGAACGAGUUCCCUUGCGACAAGUCUGCAGAUCAUGGUUAGAAGGUAGUCUCUCUCAUUUGCCAACAAGCGAUGUUGAACUCCAAUCUCUGCCGAUCUUGGUGGGAAAUUGGUCUUUGACAGUUUAUAAUGUAAAAAGAAACGCUUGGAGAGAAAAAUCUUUGAAAGACGUAUACCUCAAUGAUAUGGUGAAAGGGCUGGAGUCAGCAGGUGGACUGAUCUGUGCAGUCACCAGGCACUCAGAAAACCUGCUGAUCGUUCACAAUCCGUUCACAAACCAGAGCAAGUACUUGAUAGCACCGAAAGCAUUCAAAGCUCCUUUCGAGCAGAGCUCAAAUCCCAGUUAUAUGUUCGGGCCACCCAGACUUCGCUCUCUAAGCGACAUAGCUCUUCACUAUGACGCAAUGACUGGUAUGUACAGAAGUAUACUUGGGUUGGUUUGUGAUAAGCAGAAAGCAAGUUACACCAUCAUCCUUGCAAAUACUUACCACGACACUCAUCGCACAACCUUUGUAUACGAUUCUCUCACGAAUUCUUGGACGGAAUGUGACAAAGUACCUAAGGAGAUAAUGUUCUGGUAUGGUGGUGAAAGCCGCAUCGUCUGCAACGAAAGUUUAUACUGUUUGGCUAAAGGAAAGUAUUUUCCUCAAGGGUACCUCGAAUGCAUGCUGGUCAAGUUUAACUUGUGUUCCCGAAAGUGGACGUAUUUCCCCGUGCCAGAGGACUGCAACGAAGACCACCCUUUCCUGGUGGAACACAGGAAAAAUGUAAUCUUCAUAUCACAAAGAGAUGAACCUCGAACACUGCAGUUUUACCGAUUUGACGAAUCGAAUGGCUGGGGUUGUUGGCAGUCAAUGAAGUCGAUGCCCAGCACAUUAUGGACGGAGUUUGUGGGAAAAGCUGAUCAGUGUCUGUCUCGUUGUGUUGGCAAAGGCAACCUGAUCUACCUCACUGGGCAAAAGCGAAAAGGAUCUGGAGUUGUAGCUUUGGUGUUUGAUCCCACUAGGUGUGUCUACAAAUGGCUUCCAGAGUUGAAGGACGAUCAUCUCAUGAGCGAGCUUCGUUGCUACGAGCCUUCAUUGCAACCAGUGUGAAAGAAGCUCUGUCUUUCUCAAGUAUGACUUCAAUAGAAGAGUAUUCAAGCGAAAAAAAAAAUCACAUGCAGGCAUUAGUAUAUCACAGUUGUUAGUGUUCUGGUUGAGUGGACAGUGCAGAUGCUCUAUAUGUGACAGAUCCAUCUGCAUUCUUUUAUGUAGAACCUGUAACUAAGAAUGCAGCUCUACUUAGUUCAUAGAGAAUUUGUACAUAAAUCACAACAGUCGGUGGACUUUAACUCCGUGAUCUUGUAACUGAAGGCUUGUCCUACAGACGUCGAUGUAUUAGCUCAUCUAGGCAAUAGGCCUUCUAGGUAAUAGGCCUCCAUCACAUUCAGGGCCAACUAGGAACAUUCGCAUGGAAAUUGUUCACAACUGAAAGGACAGUCGCAGGGUUAAUCUCUAGCCCUGUUCAUUUCCUGUCGCUUAUAAAACUUGCAGUCAGACAGAACCACUGCAGAACUUUCGUG